AUGACCGGCCUCUCCAACGGGCACGUCGGCAAGCGCAAGGCGGGCGAUAUCACCUUCGACGAAGUCGACGGCUUCAGCGCCGCCCAGCUUUUCGGCCAGGGCGUCUGCUACACCUACGAUGAUGUCAUCUUCCACCCCGGUCACAUCGACUUCCCCGCGACCGACGUGGACCUCACGACCAAGCUGACUCGCAAUAUCAGCAUCCGCACCCCCAUCGUCUCCUCUCCCAUGGACACCGUCACCGAAUCCGACAUGGCGAUCGCCAUGGCCUCCGUGGGCGGCGCCGGCUUCCUCCACUACAACAUGACCCAGGACGAGCAGGUUGCCCACCUCAAGGCUGUCAAGGCGCACAGGCUCGGGUACGUCACCCGACCGGAGGUUCGCGGCCCCGACGCCACCCUCGCCGAGUGCGACGCCCUCGCCACCUCCCGUGGGUUCACCUCCGUCGUCGUCACCGACACCGGCAUCAUCGGCGGCAAGCUCCUCGGCUUGGUCAGCUCCCGCGACGGCGACCUCGUGAUGGACCGAUCCACCAAGCUCAAGGACGUCAUGACCAAGGCUGCUGACCUCGUCACCGGCAAGGCGUCCGACGCCAUCGAGAAGCUCGAGGACGCUCUCCUCGCGUCCAAGAAGGGUAAGCUCCCGGUGGUCAACGACAAGGGCGAGCUCGUGGGCUUGAUGACCCGCGCGUCGGUCAAGACGAAGAAGCUCCUCCCCCCCCCGGGCGCUCCUUCUCUGGACAAGAAGGGCCGCCUCCUGUGCGGCGCCGCGAUCGGCACCCGCCCGGCGGACAAGGACCGCGCCAAGGCUCUCGUCGCGGAGGGCCUGGACAUGGUCAUUCUCGACUCCUCCCAGGGUGACUCCGUCUACCAGAUUGAGAUGAUCAAGUGGCUCAAGGACAACCUCCCCGAGCUCGACGUCAUCGGCGGCAACGUCGUGACCCAAGUCCAGGCGAAGAGGCUCCUCGAGGCUGGAGCCGAUGGUCUCCGCGUCGGCAUGGGUUCCGGCUCCAUCUGCACCACGCAGGAGGUGUGCGCGGUGGGCCGCGGCCAGGCGACCGCGGUCUACAAGUGUGCCAACCUCGCGUCACAGUUUGGCGUUCCCAUCAUCGCCGACGGAGGCAUCCAGAACUCUGGCCACAUCACCAAGGCGCUCACCCUGGGAGCGUCCGUGGCGAUGUGCGGCUCCAUGUUCGCCGGUACCACCGAGGCUCCCGGCGAAUAUUUCUACGACAACGGUGUGCGCGUGAAGAAGUACCGCGGCAUGGGUUCCCUCGACGCCAUGGCGAAGGGCUCCGACACUCGCUACCUCAGCGAGAGCGGCCACCUCAAGGUGGCCCAGGGCGUGAGUGGCACCGUGAAGGACAAGGGACCCGUGAUGAAAAUGGUCCCUUAUCUCACCCACGGUGUGAAGCAGGGCUUCCAGGACAUGGGUGCCAAGUCCAUGGAGCACGCGACGGAGCUCAGGAAUGAGGGUUCCAUGCGCAUGGAGACCCGCACGGGUGCGGCGCAGAAGGAGGGUGGCGUGCACGACAUGCACUCCUACAAGAAGGUCGCCUGGUAAAUCGAAGCGCUCGAUGCCGCGUGUACAAAGCACAAGCACUAUUCCGGUCGCCGCGACCGCCAUUUCCCUAUUAAUAUAACAAUGCGAGUGACAGGAGUUGCCUU
This is a messenger RNA of Micromonas commoda, 1667 nucleotides long. RefSeq lists its product with no specific name. The record is from RefSeq and is a predicted model, not a curated record. The transcript is spliced from 4 exons. Gene Ontology annotation, biological process: GTP biosynthetic process. The coding region runs from base 1 to 1563 and encodes 520 amino acids. Gene Ontology annotation, cellular component: cytoplasm. NCBI's taxonomy places the organism in Eukaryota, Viridiplantae, Chlorophyta, Mamiellophyceae, Mamiellales, Mamiellaceae. Gene Ontology annotation, molecular function: IMP dehydrogenase activity.